Molecule: messenger RNA, 2174 nt
Organism: Porites lobata
Lineage: Eukaryota; Metazoa; Cnidaria; Anthozoa; Scleractinia; Poritidae
Source: the annotation of a GenBank genome assembly
GUUUGUUGUCACUACGUGGAUGGAAGAUAGAGAUCUGCGAUGGCGGCACAAUGAAAGUGGUAUUUAUCACAAAGCAAGGAUGGCUGAUCCUCUUGGUAGCGUGUGUUUUUAUCAUUGGGAACUGCCUUCUACUCUAUCGUUUCUUAAACAAGGCUUCUAUCGCAGAAAAUGAAAAAUUGAGACAACUUGCUGAGAGAUACUUUGAAAAUGAUUAUGUCAGAGGAGGCAGGCUCAGUGAGUUGGCUGCAGCAGUUAGAGUAUUAAAAAAGAGGCCUACAAAACCAAGAACGAGAUUGAAUGAAUCCGAAACCCCUCUACAUGAUUCUACCUUACCUUUAGACGAGAAAAAAAGACUUGUUUUGAUCAAAGAUGCUCAAGAAAGAACCAAGAAGAGUGCAAUCAAAUUUAAAGUUACAGCACGGACAUCGAAGGAAAAACAAUCAGUUACGACUGUUAUAUCAAGUUCAGCAGCAAACGAUUUCGUUGCUGCAAUAGUUGUCAUAGCAUGUAAUAGACCAACGGUGAAGCGUUGCUUAGAUCUGCUGUUGAAAUAUCGUCCAUCGGCCAAGCAGUUUCCCAUCAUAGUAAGCCAAGAUUGUGGACAUCAAGAAACUGCUGAUGUCAUAGCAUCAUAUAAAGAUCAAGUUAGACAUGUUAAACAGCCAGACCUUUCAAAUGUCCAAGGUGUCCCUGGCAACAUGUUGUCUAUGAUGGGGUACUACAAGAUUAGCCGGCAUUACAAGUGGGCCCUAGGUCAGGCUUUCGAUCAUCUGAGUUAUGAUACAGUCAUCAUAGUUGAAGAUGAUUUGGAUAUUGGUAAGUUCCGUAAGCAUCAUUUUGUUUGCCUGCAAUGCAGGCGUAUCUUUUGGUUAAGGGAAAGCCCCUAAUGGCAAAGCUGCUAUCUUUGAUUUUUUGACAAAGGAAGAUUGGGGAGAGUAGAAAUAGCAACCCUUGGGUGGUCGCUAGGGUGAAAAGGAGGAGAGAGGGAAAGGGGAGGGAGUCCCUUCCCCCCCUUUCCCUUUGCCUCACCCAAACUUCUCCAAUUUUACAAUUUAAUGUACCAGUUUCAUCAUGGUGAUUAGGCGAGAAAAACACUCGUGCACCCAGUGAAAAUACCAGGCGGCGGUUGUUCAAAUGCUGGAUAGCACUUUCCACUGGAUAAAUCACUAUCCAGUGCAUGAGUAUCAGGAAAAGGAUUGCACUACCCGUGACAAUACAAAAAACAGCUGUGUAACAGACUAUGUUAGUGGGUCCAGCUAGUGAAAUUCCGUACUUCUUAGUUAAUAGGCCUGGCCCCAGUUGUUUUAAAGGUGGAAAACGCUACCCAACAUAUAAAUCUCUUUCUACAUGAUAGUGAUUUAUCCAGAGGAUAGCGCUAUCCAACUUUUGAACAAUCAUGGCUCACCACGUAAGAAAUUGAACUGGUGUUACUUGAAAUGUAAAAUAAGGUAUUUUGCCUCCAAUAGCACCAGACUUCUAUGAAUACUUCACUGCAACAAAACCCUUGCUGGACAAGGACCCAUCACUGUGGUGCAUCUCAGCAUGGAAUGACAAUGGAAAAGAGGGAAUGGUACAGAGAAACGACGCCCUCUACAGAACAGACUUCUUUCCCGGACUUGGAUGGAUGCUGAGAAAAUCACUUUGGGAUGAGCUUAAACCAAAAUGGCCACUAGGUUUUUGGGACGAUUGGAUGAGAGAGCCAACCCAGCGUAAAAACAGGGCGUGCAUACGACCAGAAAUCCCAAGGACAAAAACGUUUGGGAGAGUUGGAGUAAGCCGUGGACAGUUUUUUGAUCAACAUUUAAGAUUUAUUAAACUAAAUGACCAAGUGCAUCCAUUUACUAAAACAGAUCUUUCUUAUUUAUUAAAAGACAAUUACGAUGAAAAGUUUGUCAAACGUAUACACACGUUGCCUCUUGUUACUGUGGAUCAGUUGGUCAAGAAGAACGUGUUUGUUCCCGAAGUGCAGGUUCACUACUCAUCCGAGCAGGACUUUCAAUUUGUAGCAAAACAACUUGGUGCAAUGACAGACUUUAAAGCAGGCAUACCAAGGAUGGCAUACCAAGGAAUAGUUUCAAUAAUAUUUUCUGGUGUCACAGUUCACUUAGUACCAUCCAAUUAACUUUGUAGUACUGUAAAUUUCUGAUUAUAAGUCCCCCCUACUUAUACGCCCC